This is a messenger RNA of Lycium barbarum (goji berry), 1375 nucleotides long. Its product is annotated as transcription factor MYB1R1-like. NCBI's taxonomy places the organism in Eukaryota, Viridiplantae, Streptophyta, Magnoliopsida, Solanales, Solanaceae. Gene Ontology annotation, molecular function: DNA binding; zinc ion binding. Gene Ontology annotation, biological process: response to ethylene; response to gibberellin; response to auxin. The transcript is spliced from 6 exons. The record is from RefSeq and is a predicted model, not a curated record. Bases 109 to 1134 code for a protein of 341 amino acids.
ACCUCGUUUUCUAGCCCAACAAUCCAACAUCAUCGUGUUAUAGUAGCGUACGAUGCUUUGUAAGCCUCUACUAGAAAAAAGCAUACACAUAUAGAAAGAAAAAUAAAAAUGGUGAGUAUGACGAAAGAUGCAAGGAAGUGCUCACAUUGUGGGCACAAUGGACACAAUUCAAGAACAUGUAAUUCGAAAGGAGUUGGAGGGAUUAAAUUAUUUGGGGUUCGAAUUGACGAUAAUAAUAAUAAUAAUCACCAUGGUGAUGCAAAAAUGAAGAUGUUGAAGAUUGGCGAUCAUGAAUCUAUAAGGAGGAGCAAAAGUCUGGGCAAUCUAGAACUGGCUGUGAAUUAUGACAACAAUGGCGCUGUUGAAGCGGGAUAUCUCUCCGAUGGGUUCAUUCAUUCCCCUAGACAUAGAAAAAAAGGAACAUCAUGGACUGAGGAAGAACACCUAUCUUUCUUAAUUGGUUUAGAAAAACUUGGGAAAGGUGAUUGGAGGGGAAUAUCCAAACAUUACGUGCCUUCCCGAACUCCGAUGCAAGUUGCUAGCCAUGCUCAAAAAUAUUUUAUUAGAAUGGCCUCAAUUGAUAAAAAGAAACGUCGGCCUAGUGUUUUUGAUGUGCACUUAAAAGAUUCGAAUUCACAGAUUUCUUCUAAAGCUUCCACAUCUUCACCUUCAAUCUUAAACAAGAUUACUGAAUCGAAGGAGGCAAAUUUCCCAUUGGAGCAAUUGUUCGACACUUGCCAAAUUAAAAGACAGGCUAGCAAAAGUGUUCCUUGUGCAACCCGUGAAAGGCCCCCACUUUCACCGUCACCGAUUAGUAGACCUUUUGGAGUCCCUGACUUACGCCACAUGCCUUACAUGAUGGGAGUUCCUAGGAAUGUGCAAGGCGUCACAGCAGCAGCGAAAGUAGCACCAACAAUCUCAUGGAUUCCUGUUGUUAAUUUCCAUAAUCAAAGCCAUCAUCUCCAUCUGAGAAAUUUUUCUCAUCAAGGUCCUGCUUUUACACCCUUUGUGGCACGGCCUACAUCUAAUGGUGUAUUAAUGUCAAGGCCACCUCCUCAAGUACAAUCUCAAGCAAGCCAUACAACUCCAAUCACAAAUAAGGAUGGUGUUAACAUUAGUAUUGGAGCUCUUUGAUUUUCAAUUCAUUUUUUGAUAUAUGCCUUUUCUUUGAUAUCUAAUUCUUUACAUUAACUAGUUGGGCAAUUUUGGGUCAUUUUUCCGCCUAGCUACUUUUGUCUUUGCUUUAUUGUUUGUUUUGUGGAAAGAGAACGGAAUUUUGCAGCGAUUGAAUUAUUUCAAGUCAUGUCCGAGAUCUUCUUGAUGUUCAGUAACAUUUUCGUAUCAUAUGCCAAACAUGGUUUAUUAUCCUCCUCAA